Molecule: messenger RNA, 511 nt
Organism: Gilbertella persicaria
Lineage: Eukaryota; Fungi; Mucoromycota; Mucoromycetes; Mucorales; Choanephoraceae
Exons: 1
Coding region: 49-408 (119 amino acids)
Source: RefSeq, a predicted model, not a curated record
UCUCUCUCUUUUUUUCUUACUUUAUCUAUACCCUCAAUUCAACUCAUUAUGUCAAACAAAUUCAUAAACGAUAUCCAAUCAAUAAGUUAUUCAAAACUAGCAGAAUAUGAUCAAACACGCAUUGAUCUGCCUAUUCGUAAAUACGUUUUAAUCACAAAUCUUCUGCGUGAUCCUUCUUCACCGCCUGCUAUCAUGUCAAAUAUGGAACAACAUUGGUUUGAUGCCUGUAUCAAUCAACUGGAUAAAGAAGAGCAAGAACAGGAAGAAGAGAACCAACAAGAACAAGAACCAGUGAAUACAACUGAACCAGAUAAAAACAAACAAUACACAAACAACAAUAUUCAUUUACAUGCCUUUUAUCAUCUACAUCAUGGAAAUGGAUUCCUUGUAUGCGCUUCAAAAAUUUAAAAAAAAAAACCAAUCCCCCUUUUCAUCUUGUACAGUUCAAACACCCAUUUGUAUUAUUUAUUCAAUAAAAGAAAAAAAAAAGACAUGUCUUUGUUAUGCCAAA